CCAUGGUCUGACACAGGUUUUCUGGUUGGCCUUUCUCUUUCCAAUCUCAUGGGUAAGAUUGAAAUCCCCUCAGCACACUUCUUUUUCCUGCCUCAACAAUCAAACAAUUGCAAAUAUUCAAACGCUUUGGACUCAAAAUCCCCAACUGGGUUUCACAAGUUAAGAUUAUUAGUGCACACCCAAUUCUUAGUAAUUGUUGCUUCUAUGCCUAUUUGAUUGGAGGACCCAGAAGCUUUUCUUUGUUUGGAGGGUAUCAAUGUGGAUCUAUGUUGGGCAAAAUCUAUUGGCUUAACAUGGAGGACAUGCCCAGAUGACAGGGGCACCAGUCCUUAACCAAACCCAUCUCUUUUUACCUUCCAACCCUCCACUGGGAUGCCCAGAAACGAGUUCAAGGUCGAAGGAGCAAGAAAGCUUGUCACUGUUGAAGAGAUGCAGGAACAUGGAAGAAUUGAAGCAAGUUCAUGCUCAUAUUCUCAAGUUGGGCCACUUUUGUGAUUCUUUUUGUGCAGGAAAUCUUGUGGCCACUUCUGCUCUAUCAGCUUGGGGAAGCAUGGACCAUGCCUGCUCAAUUUUCCAACAAAUCAAUGAACCUGGAACCUUUGUAUGCAACACUAUGAUUAAAGGACAUGUCAAGGCUAUGAACUGGGAUAAAGCUUUGCUUCUUUACUGUGAAAUGCUGGAGACAGGAGUUGAACCUGACAAUUUCACUUAUCCAGUUCUGCUCAAGGCCUGUGCUUGGUUACUGGCAAUUGAGGAAGGGAUGCAAAUUCAUGGUCAUAUUUUAAAGCUUGGGCUCGAAAAUGAUGUGUUUGUGCAGAAUAGUUUGAUCAGCAUGUAUGGAAAGUGCGGAGAGCUAGAACGUUCUUGUACUGUUUUUGAGCAAAUGGAUCAAAAGAGUGUUGCUUCUUGGAGUGCCAUCAUUGCAUCUCAUGCUAAUUUGGGUAUGUGGUGUGAGUGUCUGAUGCUUUUUGGGGAUAUGAGAAGGGAGGGUUGGAGGGCUGAAGAAAGCACAUUAGUCAGUGUACUCUCUGCUUGCACUCAUUUGGGUGCACUUGAUUUGGGAAGGUGCAGCCACGGAUCUUUGUUGAGAAACAUUAGUGCACUCAAUGUAAUAGUACAGACUUCCUUGAUAGACAUGUAUGCUAAAUGUGGGUGCCUAGAGAAAGGGUUGUGUCUAUUCCAGAAGAUGAACAAGAAGAACCAAUUAUCUUAUACUGUGAUGAUCUCUGGGCUUGCUGUCCAUGGGCAUGGCAGGAAAGCUCUCGAGCUUUUCUCAGCGAUGCUCCAGGAAGGUUUGACACCUGAUGCAGUUGCUCAUUUGGGUGUCCUAAGUGCCUGCAAUCAUGCAGGCCUAGUAGAUGAGGGUCUCCGGUGUUUCAAUAGGAUGAAAGGCGAACAUAAAAUUCAACCUACAGUUCAACACUAUGGUUGCCUAGUAGACCUUAUGGGCAGAGCAGGAAUGCUCAAGGAAGCAUUGCAGCUCAUUACUAGCAUGCCCGUUAGGCCAAACGACGUCAUAUGGCGAAGCCUUCUUAGCGCUUGCAGAGUUCACAAAAACCUGGAAAUAGGGGAGAUUGCAGCUCACAUGCUAUUCCAAUUGAAUUCCCAAAACCCUAGCGAUUAUGUGGUGCUAUCAAAUAUGUAUGCACAAGCGCAAAGGUGGGACAACAUGGCUAGAACAAGAACAGAAAUGGCUUCCAAGGGCUUGACACAGACACCUGGAAUUAGCUUGGUAGAGGUGAAGAGAAGAGUCUACAAGUUUGUUUCACAGUCACACCACCAAUGCGACGGCGUCUACAAGAUGGUACACCAGAUGGAAUGGCAACUGAGAUUCGAAGGCUAUUCGGCUGACACAUCUCAAGUAUUGCUUGAUGUAGAUGAAGAAGAGAAGAGAGAGAGGUUGAAAUACCAUAGUCAGAAGUUAGCAAUUGCUUUUGCUCUCAUACAUACAUCUCAGGGGUCUCCCAUAAGAAUAGUUCGAAAUCUCAGGAUGUGUAGUGAUUGUCACACGUACACUAAAUUUGUUUCUAUGAUCUAUGAACGGGAAAUUACCGUAAGAGAUCGAAACCGGUUCCAUCAUUUUAAAGAUGGAAAUUGUUCUUGUAGAGACUACUGGUGAAUCUGAAUAUCCAAUUUUCAAUUGUGUUUUUCUUUCCUA
Molecule: messenger RNA, 2158 nt
Organism: Prunus dulcis (almond)
Lineage: Eukaryota; Viridiplantae; Streptophyta; Magnoliopsida; Rosales; Rosaceae
Product: pentatricopeptide repeat-containing protein At1g31920
Exons: 1
Coding region: 311-2119 (602 amino acids)
Biological process (GO): RNA modification
Molecular function (GO): protein binding; RNA binding; zinc ion binding
Source: RefSeq, a predicted model, not a curated record